Molecule: messenger RNA, 720 nt
Organism: Actinia tenebrosa (Australian red waratah sea anemone)
Lineage: Eukaryota; Metazoa; Cnidaria; Anthozoa; Actiniaria; Actiniidae
Source: RefSeq, a predicted model, not a curated record
CAAAGUAGGAGAGAGCGCUUCAGUUUGACCUGCGCCUCUGAAAACUCCACAAUUUCUCCACUUUUAUCAUAAAAAAUACCUAAAAAAUUAUUGCAAUUUGCCAAAAUGUCCAUGUCUACGAGCUAUAGAUAUGAAGUAGAAAGACCUGCCGCUCAAAAUUUAAGAAAGGCUUUGAAAAGACAAGAACAACGAAUCAAGUAUGAUGAGUGGUGUUCAGAAAGGGAUGCAGCAGUUAAUAAUGAUAUCCUAGUGAACCAGAUUGCAGAAUGGGCAGAAAAGCUGGAGGAGGCAAGUGAACAUCGCAAAGCUAAACGAUGUAACGAGGAAGCAAAGGAUGAACUCUCAUUGGCCAACAAAGAACUGACAGCUGUACGAAAAGCCCAACUUCGUAAGCUGCUCCAGGAAGAAGAGCUGAUGUUCAAACAACAGUUGAACGAGACAGGCAAGACAUUGUUUAACCAGAGGACAUGACCAAAUAGCAUGUGUAGAAAGGAUUGAGCUGCAUUCCAAAGUGCUGCAAGGGGUCUAUAUGUUAUUAAAAGUUAAAAAAUGAAUUCAAUUUGAAUUUUUAUUUUUAGACCUAUAAUAUUCAUAUGCAACAUAACAAUACGAAGUUAAUAUGUUUAUUCAAAUUAAUAUGUUAUUAAAUGUGAAAAAGAAAAAAAAGAAAAAGAAAAAUCAAUUAGAAAAUUUUUUUUAGACCUGUAAUAUUUCACAUAC